UCUCGUUAACAUAACUGCAAGUGGAGCGAAAGAAGGUUGUUUUUUUUCUUAUUUGCUCAAAUCAAAAGAUGAUUUUGUUUCUUUCACCUUCAAAUUUCACUUCCUUUUCUUCAACCCAGUGAAGCUUUUGUACCAGGAAAACAAUGCCGAAGAAGCAAUUCGAAAGCUCCAACUCAAAUUCGAACUCCCAUUGAUUCAAGCUGUGGAUCAGCUCAGCUCUCAUGUUUCGAAGCACCAAUGUCGUUUCCAGGAUCUUCGACCGCCAAAUUCACACUCCUCCUCCCGGCACCAGUGUUCAUUGUGCUCGUCGAUUCUAUGAGAAUUUAGUCCCGGGUUUUACCAUUUAUGAUGUGGAAUGCCCCGAUCAUUUGUUUCGCAAGUUCACUGAUGAUGGUCAAUAUCUUAUUAGUUUUAGCAGGAACCAUCAGGAUUUGAUUGUUUAUAGACCCACUUGGCUGUCGUUUUCGUGUCAAGAGGAAUGUAGCAGUCAUGAUCUUCCUCCGAAAGCUCGGAGGUUUGAGAGCUUUUUUACCCAGUUGUAUUGUGUGACACUUGCUUCCUGCAACGAGAUUAUUUGCAGGGACUUCUUCCUCGCCGUGGAGGGUAACCAAUUCGGACUCUUUGCUACCUCUACUGCUCAAAUUCAUGAUUCUCCUGCCACUGGAGAAGCUGUUCAAGGAGUCCCUUUUAUAGAAAAAAUAACAUUUCAUCUCUUGAGGUUGGAAGAUGGGGUUGUGCUGGAUGAGAAGGUCUUUUGCAAUGAUUUUAUCAAUUUAGCUCAUAACCUGGGAGUAUGCUUGUAUGAUGAUUUACUGGCAAUUGUAUCACUUCGAUAUCAAACUAUACAUGUUCUACAAAUCAGGGACUCUGGAAACCUUGUUGAUGUACGGGAAAUUGGCUCAUUUUGUCGUGAAGAUGAUGAACUUUUUCUUAAUUCUAAUUCUCAGUAUAUGACAACUUCUGACAGAAGUAGGUUACAUCACUUGCCUGGAAAUCACAUUGAGAAUGGUUCAAAUCAUGACCAACCCAAUCAAGAUAAUGCCUUUUUGAGUGGCAUCAAACAGCGAUUGCUUUCAUUCAUAUUCCAAGGAAUAUGGAACGAAGAAACGGAUCAAACAAAGAGGGUCCAAUGCCUGAAGAAGAAAUUCUACUUCCAUUUUCAAGAUUAUGCUGACUUGAUUAUCUGGAAGGUACAGUUCCUGGACCGACAUCACCUGCUAAUCAAGGUUGGUAGUGUAGAUGCAGUGGUAUCUCGAAAUGCUGAUCAGCAUACUGCAUUUUUUUUUGUAUAUAAUAUGGAGACAACUGAGGUCAUUGCAUUUUAUCAGAACUCUGCAGAUGAGCUUUACUUCUUGUUUGAGCAGUUUUGUGAUCAUUUCCAUGCAACAACUAGAAAUGCAAUGUACAUGAACUUCAUAUCAUCACACUCAAACAACAUUUAUGCUCUUGAGCAACUAAGGUCCAUUAAAAAUAAAGCUGGAAGUUUUCCGCAGUUUGUGAAGAAGAUGCUGGCUUCUUUGCCUUUUAGUUGUCAGUUACAGAGUCCUUCCCCAUAUUUUGAUCAAUCUCUCUUUCGCUAUGAUGAGAAGCUGAUUUCUUCAACUGAUCGGCAUAGACAAUCAACAGAUCACCCCAUCAAAUUCAUUUCCAGAAGGCAGCCGCAUACCCUCAAAUUUAAGAUUAAGCCUGGUCCUGAAGCCGGUACCAUAGAUACUCGGACGAAAAGGUAUUCUUCAUUCCUAUUCCAUCCAUUUUUGCCUCUUGCGCUCUCCAUUCAGCAUAAUUGGUUCCUGCAGCCAUCCUAUGUGAAUAUUCACUUCAGGAGAUGAGUUUCUUUGUACCCGUCUUUGUCGCUCAUUUUCCACUGCAUCUGUACAUUUGUCAUUUUAUAAAUUUGUGUACAUUCACAAUUAUACUAUCCGCUUUCUGCAACCAGAAUAUCUUGAAACACUGCAAUGAAAAUAGGAAAAAGUGUUUGUAUCCUUGUUUAGGCAUGGCAUUAUUUUCUUCUUUCACCCCAUUUUUGUUCUAUGUAAAACUGUUAUGCAGGCCAAUAUUUGUUUACUUCA
Mangifera indica (mango) is the source of this 2069-nucleotide messenger RNA. Its product is annotated as light-mediated development protein DET1. Bases 222 to 1829 code for a protein of 535 amino acids. Gene Ontology annotation, molecular function: ubiquitin protein ligase binding; ubiquitin-like ligase-substrate adaptor activity. The transcript has 11 exons. NCBI's taxonomy places the organism in Eukaryota, Viridiplantae, Streptophyta, Magnoliopsida, Sapindales, Anacardiaceae. The record is from RefSeq and is a predicted model, not a curated record. Gene Ontology annotation, cellular component: nucleus; cullin-RING ubiquitin ligase complex. Gene Ontology annotation, biological process: protein ubiquitination; positive regulation of proteasomal ubiquitin-dependent protein catabolic process.